Molecule: messenger RNA, 2037 nt
Organism: Blepharisma stoltei
Lineage: Eukaryota; Ciliophora; Heterotrichea; Heterotrichida; Blepharismidae
Source: the annotation of a GenBank genome assembly
AUGGUAACAACUUAUUUUCAUAUUCCAAGCAUUUACAAUAUCACUCAUGUCCGAGCCAUGGCACUGGCUUCCUACAAGUCAGAUUUAGUAACACACUUGAAUCUCAAAAAAGACCAAGAAAUCCAGCUAGUAGAAGUUUCUGACGAUUGGUCAUGAGCAGUGGAUUUUACUGGGAAAUCAGGGUGGGUGCCAUCAACUCAGCUCAGAAUUUCAGAAACUCCAGCAACCCAAAGUGAUAUUUCUCGUCUUCGCCUGACUAUAACCCUCAGAAUAGGUGACAAACUAAAGAAAAUUGAUUAUCUAGGACAUCCAGAGCAGACCUUUUUCACAUCUCAAGAAUUUGCAGCUUUUGAAAACGUUGAUUGAAGCUCAACUCUUUCUAUUGUACUAAAAGAUGACGACAACACUAUUUCCGUUUAUGAAGAGCCGCUUGCUAGCAUGAAGGACCAAGCUAAUGAAGGGGUUUAUUUCAAAACUUUAAAAUCAGGGCUCAAAGGAAACUUCGCGUCAUGUCUGAUGCUGAUAAGAGUGUCUAAUAGUCUUGAAGCUUUACAAAGCAUGAAUAGCGACUAUGACAUGCCUGGGGUCGCUGAGUCAUAUGUAGACCCAGAAUUGAUGCCAGGAGAAGUCAUUGCAACCUCAGCAAAAACUCAAGGAGCUUGUGGAAAUAUAAUUUUAGAUGGAAUGCUAUACUUGACAAAUGCUCGACUGAUUUUUAUUUCUUCAUCAAUAUAUUCUAAUGUUCUAAGCUGCCCUCUGCUCUGUAUAGAAAACACUGAAACAGUGCAGGGAACUUUUAAAGUAAUGACCAAAGAUCUGAGAGCUAUUGAGUACUCUAUAUCUUCCCAAGAACAAGCAAAAAUAUUUAGCGAAAAAUUCGGCCAGCAAAUUGGGAUGUUUUUUUGUAUAUCACAUUAUUUAGCUUUAACGAACCCACAGCCAUAUGGUUGAGGUGUCUAUGACCCAGAAAGAGUAAAUAAUAUUUAGGAAUUUAUGAGACUUGGAGUACUUGAAUCGAAUUUAUUUAGAAUCUGUGAGCUAAAUACUGAUUACGAAUUAUGUGAUACUUAUCCAUCAAUUUUGAUACAGCCUGUAACAGUCCCUGAUACUCAGCUAGAAAAAAUCAGCAAAUUCCGAAGCAAAAAUCGAAUCCCAACUCUCUGCUGGUAUGGAAAAGGAGCUGGGCUUUAUAGAAGCAGCCAACCUUUGGUUGGGUUUUUUUCAAGUCGCUGCAGAGAUGAUGAAGACUACAUGCUAAAAAGCCGAAUAAAAUACAUUAUAGAUGCCAGGCCCAAGAUCAAUGCACGAGCCAACAAAGUGUCAGGUAAAGGAUAUGAGCACCAGUCUCAUUAUCCGCACUGCAAAAUUAUAUUUGCAAAUAUUCACAACAUCCAUAAAGUUAGAGAGAGUUUUGAGUCUUUAGUUGAGUUAUUUGGAAGAGAUGAUGAUUUCUUUUUGAUGGUUCAAAAUUCAAGGUGAUUGCAUUAUAUCAAAGCAAUUUUGUCAGCUGCCAAAAUUGCUGCUGAUUUAUUGUAUUAUGAAAAAGCUUCAGUUUUAGUUCACUGCUCUGAUGGGUGGGAUAGGACGCCAGAAAUCACGAGCUUGGCUCAGCUGCUUUUGGAUCCGUUUUAUAGGUCUUUUCAUGGCUUUCAAGUGCUGCUAGCUAAAGAAUGAUUGGCUUUUGGCCAUAGGUUUAGAGAAAGGAUACAGGGAACAGAAAAAUCGCCUGUUUUUAUACAAUUUUUAGACUCAAUUCAUCAAGUUUUGAGCCAGUUUCCUAAUGAAUUCCAAUUUAAUAGCAAAUAUUUGCUGUUUUUAGCUUCAGCUCUUUACUCAGGGAAAUAUGGAACUUUUAUGUCGGAUUGUGAAAAAACUUCUCAGGACUUUCAAGGAAGGACUUUGUCAGCUUUUAGUGAAGAUUCUGCUGAAUUUUUGAAUUCCAAUUAUUCGCCAUCACAGAUAGAAAUUUUGCCACUUAAAGUGGGACUAAGAUAUAUGAAGCUAUGGGAGUAUCAUUUUCAGUGGCAAAUAAUAUAA